GCUUCAGCAGAGAAGGUCCGGACCACUGAGGUCCAGGUCAUGGUGGUGUCUGCUCAGAAGAACCUGCUGGAGGAGAGACUCAGGCUCGUCACGGAGCUCUGGAAUGCAGGUGUAAAGGCUGAGAUGAUGUACAAGAAGAACCCCAAACUGCUGAGUCAGCUGCAUCACUGUGAGGAGUCUGGGAUCCCACUGGUGGCCAUCCUGGGAGAACAGGAGCUGAAGGAUGGAGUGGUCAAACUGCGUGUGGUGGCCACCAGAGAGGAGGUGGAUGUGCCUCGAGAUGAUGUCAUCAGUGAGAUCAGGAGGAGGACCUCUCAGGCCUGAUCAGAGGACUUGCAGUCAUUAGUGAAGUAUGAUGGACCUGAUUCUGCUGGCAGCCAUGUGGACUGGACCUGGACCGCCUCCCAGAGGAGCUGCUCCUGGUCCACAGCUUCUUUAAACUCAUCAACCCCAUACAUCCAUACGUUCUGUGGUGAACCGGUCCUUCAUUGCAGCUCUCUGUAGUCUGGACGUUUCAUGUGUCCAGGACCAAGCUUCACUUCCUUCACUUCUGUAUGUUUCAAACAAAGAUGCUAACCUGGAAUAAACAAUAAACAUGCUUUGAAACCGUUA
Molecule: messenger RNA, 612 nt
Organism: Austrofundulus limnaeus
Lineage: Eukaryota; Metazoa; Chordata; Actinopteri; Cyprinodontiformes; Rivulidae
Product: histidine--tRNA ligase, cytoplasmic
Biological process (GO): histidyl-tRNA aminoacylation; mitochondrial translation
Cellular component (GO): cytosol; cytoplasm; mitochondrion
Molecular function (GO): histidine-tRNA ligase activity; identical protein binding; RNA binding
Source: RefSeq, a predicted model, not a curated record